This is a messenger RNA of Sorghum bicolor (sorghum), 1594 nucleotides long. RefSeq lists its product as uncharacterized. The transcript is spliced from 4 exons. The record is from RefSeq and is a predicted model, not a curated record. Lineage: Eukaryota; Viridiplantae; Streptophyta; Magnoliopsida; Poales; Poaceae. The coding region runs from base 77 to 943 and encodes 288 amino acids.
ACGACCACGAUGAGAAACUACUGCGCUACGCCGCGUGGCGCCGUGGCCCAGCCCACAGGAUAAUUGGAUAAGGGACAUGCGCGCCAAGCUCGCCGUGCUCGCCACCGGCGCCCCUCCGCCACCACGGCCGCCCCGCCUCCACCCCUCGCGGCACCAGCGGCACAUCCCGCGCCGUCGGUCUCUCAAGCCGCCCCACUCUCUGCUCGACGGCGGACAGCCGUCGCCCCCGCCCCCGGUCCCAGCUUCGAGUUCGAGGAGGCGCGCCUGGCCGGCCGUCUCGGCAGCGCUCCUCGGUGCGGGGUUCCUCCUAGGCCCGCUCCUCGACGGAAUCCACUCCCGCGUCGGCCUCCAGGUCUACGGAAACGGCGCCCUCGACGCCGGCCCCCUCCACACCCACGUCCUGGUGCCGCCGCUGCUCGGCGCGUUCUACCUCACCGUCGGCCUGCUCCACCUGUUCUUGGACCAGAGGGCGCCGGCGCCCCCAAGAUCCAAGGCCACCGGGACCGCGAGGAAGACGGCGACGUCGCUACUCGUUCUUGCUCUGUUCAUCGAGCUGAGCGCGGAGCUGUACAGAGCAGGGUUGCCCAGCAACGUGGAGGCCUACAUCCUGUUCGCCGCCGCCGAGUUCGUGUGGGUGUUCCUGGAUGCCUCCUGGCUGGGCUUCGCCAUCGCCUGCCUCGUCGGCACAGUCUGCCCACUCGCCGAGAUCCCAUUGAUCAAAUUACUUGGGUGCUGGAGCUAUCCCAACGCCGACGUCCACCUGCUCGGCGAGGGGCUGGUGAGCUGGACGACGACAUGCUACUUCGUCUACACCCCGUUCCUGGCGAACCUGGCGAGGUGGAUCGAUUCACGGCUGGCAAACGACGGCGACGACGACGACGACGACGGCGGCGGCGGCGGCGGCGGCGCGCAGGGAGACGACGACGAAGCAGCUCGGUCUUGAACAGCAGCAUGAACUGCAUGAUUCCAGACUGAAGAACCAUUGUGCAGCCAGCGCCUCAUAUACAGUUGCACGGUCCAGGCAUUCAGAGCUCCCUCCCGCUUGCAUUGCGCAGUGCCAAGCAUCGUGAAGGUUGUUGGGUCAUGCGAAGGUUCUCUGAGAAAAUGGUCAGAGUAAUACUCAGAGCAUAUGCCGUGCUGUUCCAAUAAGCGUAUGAUGGCGAUGCGACCUUAAUUUUAUGAUGGCCGUAGCGGGGAGGAGGAGGAGAAGGAUGGGCAUGGUUGUGCGUAGCUUUUGUUAUAAUGAUCUGAAAGCAUGGCCGCAUUAUGUUGAAUGAGAUUUGUCUUCAGGAAAGGCACUCCAGCGACGUACGUACGUGGCGACCGGCGUUUCUGAUACAGUUGGAAGAACAGUUUACUCUACUUUUCUCUCUGAUUGAAGCCAUUAUGCCAUUGACACUGAGCACAAGUAGUGUCUUCUUUAACACCUGACAAGUAGUGUCUUUUUGUGUUGUUCUGCUUUGGAUGCACAGCUGAGAAAUACUGAAUUUACUAGUGUAAAUCGCACUUCUCCACACCCAGUUAUGCCAUUGACACUGUGCACAGACUGACAGACAUUAGUGGCAAAUAACAGAAGGAUUAAAAAUUGCCAGUA